AUGUUGGCAAAUCGAUCUUACCACUCACCGGAAAUCAGUGAGUCAGAUGAAGAGAAUCCAGAUAAGACGAUCCUAAAAAAUUUACUUCUAAACGUCAUCGACUCACAUUCAGCAGAUAUUCAAAUGGCAAAAUUACAACGACCUCGCCAGUAUGAUGAUGAAGUUCAACACUUCGACCGAAUGCACCCUGAAGAUGCUCCACAAUGGUCAUAUGUCGAGCAAAAGGAUUUUAUAUAUGAUAUGGAAAUCGAUAGUAGAAGUGGUUUUGACGAAGAUGAAGACUAUGGUGAAGAAACGGAAGAGGUGUUAAUCGAUAGUCAAAAAAGUGCAGCCGGUGAUGAUUUAGCUGAAUGAAGUGGGACUAUCGAUUACAUUUAUUUAAAAAUUUUUUU
Molecule: messenger RNA, 392 nt
Organism: Rhizophagus irregularis DAOM 181602=DAOM 197198
Lineage: Eukaryota; Fungi; Glomeromycota; Glomeromycetes; Glomerales; Glomeraceae
Source: RefSeq, a predicted model, not a curated record